ACAGUCUUCCAAACAACUUCCAGUUCAUUCCGUUAACGACAUUUUUAAAAGUAGGAAGUGCUGUUGAAUCCGGUCCAAUAUGGCUCAUUGCAGUUAUAAAUGGGUGUUUACAGUGUUCGUGUUUUUCGAUGUUGUCAAAAAUGGUUAUUCAACCAUCGACACUGGGAGGGACGUAUCAAAUUAUGUAAUUGAGUAUAUUAGGUCUCCUAAUUCUCAAAAUAGGAGUACAGCAAAUGUAGAAGUUGAGAAUAACUUAUAUCCCAUUGUCGAUUCUUCAAAUUUGUUGAAUGGUGACGGAAGAGAGGGAGUCUCAAAUGGAGUUAUGAGGUCAGAAGAGCCCAACAUAUCAUUUAUCAGAAAAAUAAUAUUUUCCGCUUUGAAUUCGAGUAAAGAAAAAGAAAUUGAGAAAGCCAAUGGUUUUCAUGAGACGUCAAGAAAUACGGUACACGAAGGAGUAGGAAAUCUAUACGAUAAUAAUUUAGCUACCAGAGAUGGAAGUGAAAUAAAAACAAUACAAGGUAAUGAGGGUGAAGAUUUGGCUUCCUCAGGACCAGCUUCAAAGGACAUCAAAAGGAAGAUUAUUGGAAAUGAAUUGAACAUUCAGGUUCAGGUGAAAUUUGAGUAUGACACAAAUAUCAUACCAUCGGAUAUUCAAAAUUAUGCAUCACCAGGGAAUCCUGUCAAUAAAAAAAUGUUGGUCAACGAAAAAUCAAAAGAUUACAGGAAAAAGGGCGAAGCAUCCAAUCUUCAGAAGAAGAAUUUGGAUACAAAUCUGGAGAUUGUUAUUGGUGAUCUUGAUAGACAAUUAUCCCAGAAAAAGAAACCAUUUCACGAUUUUCUUCUCAGUACUAAAUUUGGCGAUUUACAUCCUGAAAUGGAUACCGAAACUAACAUUAACGCCGUUCCUGAAAAUAAUUAUAAUACAUUUGCUAGAAAUAAACGCACUGAAGAAAUAUCUCAAAGUAAAACCAGUAAUGACAUUCGGUCUAAAUCAGUGGGUUCGAAUGGAAAAAAUAAUACACCGAAAAUAACGCUGAAAUCAAGUUUUCCUGAUAGUUAUCCAGCUGAAUCCGCAGUUCCAGGAGAAAAAAAUAGCCCUCCAAAAAUUUCUUUGAGAUCAAGCUUCCUCGACAGUUAUCCAUCUGAAUCGAAAGAACGUGAAACUAAUGCUAUUCUUGACGAAGCUCACACCUACAAAGAUUCCACUACAGUGAUGUCUGUGGACUUGAACAUUGCGGAAGCACAAGUUGUUAAAAAAGAAAUUGAAGAUGUUGUACGGGAGAUGGAAAAACGGCUAGAAAAGUUUAUGUAUGUGCAAAUUGCUCUUGCUCUGGUUAUGUUCAUCAGCUCCAUCAUCACAUUAGUUUACGUCUUGAUAUCAACGAAGAAACGAAGAAGGAAAAGUGGUAGGAAUGAAUCCAGUGAUAUUCCUUGAGGUAUUAGAUCUCUGCACUACCAAAGAUCUUCUUACUAUGAACUAGAACAGAUAAAGGGGUUUGUUUUAUAUUUUUAGGACAAAAUGACUGCAUCGGUAUGUGAGGAUGGAGACGGUAAAAGAGUUUGAGAAAUGUAAAUAUAUUAUUUAUAAACUAGCUGAUUUGUGAUAUUCAUAUUUAUUGUAUUGAUUUUUAUAAAAUUGUUGCUUUAAUGUGACCACAUUGUGUUAUAUUGAUAUUAAUGAUAAAACUGUUGUUUCAAACAUGCACUCAUUGUUAAAAUGAAUGUUUUCUACCAAACUUCAUACUUGUAUGUCGGAUUUCCGGUGACUAUAAAAUAUAAGUAAGUAUCUGACACGGAAAAUUCCGUACCUCCUCAGAAUUAUCAAAUAUAGUAAGUUUUUGUACUCUU
This is a messenger RNA of Leptinotarsa decemlineata (Colorado potato beetle), 1848 nucleotides long. RefSeq lists its product as uncharacterized. The record is from RefSeq and is a predicted model, not a curated record. Lineage: Eukaryota; Metazoa; Arthropoda; Insecta; Coleoptera; Chrysomelidae.